Molecule: messenger RNA, 492 nt
Organism: Drosophila subpulchrella
Lineage: Eukaryota; Metazoa; Arthropoda; Insecta; Diptera; Drosophilidae
Exons: 2
Coding region: 1-492 (163 amino acids)
Source: RefSeq, a predicted model, not a curated record
AUGUCUAAAGAAUUGAAACCGCCUGUUUUUAAGAGGGGAGGUUCCAAAUUCAUCAUGGAAUCUCUUCUAACCAGUUGUGAUAACAACUAUGUGGAUUAUUUUAGAAAAGUUCCCAACACGGUGGAUAUCUACACCUUACGCGUGGUGAAACUUGCCUCAACCUUUACCAUCGAUAUUGCAGUGAGGGUACUGAAAACGAAGAGGGUAAUGUACAAAGUGGACAACCUGGAUGGGUGUCAAUUCCUAACGAAUCCCUUAAUGAAUCGCGUUUUUGGUCCGAUUUACAAGCGAAUUAUUGUGAAUGGCUCUUUCUUUAGCUGCCCGAUAAGGCCGGGUGUAUAUUACAUCAGGAACGAGGGAUCCGUGGACAUGUUGCCCAGUUUUCAGCCUCCUGGAAGAUAUCAGAUCACCAUUCGCGUCAGGAUGCACGAAAGUAAAGCACCAUUCGUGAUCGAGUUGCUGUGGAUAUACAAUGUAGUUCGAAUAAAGUAA